UUUUUUUUUUUUAAAAAAAAAACCUUGUUUGGUUAUGAAUUCCUAUUCUUUCUGGGUCUUACUUUCCUUUUUCUUUAUGUGAAAUUUUCUUUCUCAUCCAAAGAUAUUGGGUUUUAGUUUUAAGUUCAGUGAGGGGAUUUACCAUUGACAUAUUAUUCCGAAGUUGAAUGCUGCGUUUUCAAUUCUGAGAAGCUAGAUAAUGGGCUCUAUUUGUAGUUGCUUUCUUGCUGAGGAUCCUGCAGAAAAUAGUAGCAGAAACUCCAAUGUCAAAGGAUUCAUUCAUACCAUAUUCAUCAAGUAUGCGACAGUGUUCAACACAGGCGAUACCAGUGUCCUGCCAGAAGCAAAUACUGGACUGCACGCCAUGAAUUCCAACGGACAGUCUCCGCUGCCACGGCUUUCGUCACUGCCACUGCUGCCAUCACCGCCGCGGCUGCAGGUGCAGCUCCCACGUGCAAAUAGUGAAAGUCAAUUACAAAAUAACAUACAGCAAAUAACAAAUGGAUUUGAUAUUGUUAGAUCAAGUGAUUAUAACAAUUCAUCAAAGUCUCCUCAUCCCAUUAGAGAAUCAAAACUAGAAGCUGAAAUUACUUAUUUAUAUGCUUCCCAGGAUGAUGAAGAUGUUUGCCCCACAUGUCUUGAAGAUUAUAGCUUUGAUAAUCCAAGGAUAGUGACACAUUGCCAGCACCAUUUCCAUCUUGGAUGUAUAUAUGAGUGGAUGGAAAGAAGCCAAUCCUGCCCCCUUUGUUUUAAGGAGAUGGUAUUUGAUGAAGCUACGUGAAGUAUCGAUACAAGCUUGAUGAUGUGUGUAUAUACAAUUUGAUUAGAGAUUUAGAUUGAAAGUCUAUUCUCUAAUAUCAAAAUCCCAAAUCAAAUAUUAAAUACAUGAGAAAUAUUACUUAUAUCCCGUUUCACAAUUUUUUCAUAUUUUUAUACGUUCAGACCCAUAACUAUAAGAAGUAAAUUCCUUUCAAA
Messenger RNA from Jatropha curcas, 975 nucleotides. Its product is annotated as E3 ubiquitin-protein ligase. NCBI's taxonomy places the organism in Eukaryota, Viridiplantae, Streptophyta, Magnoliopsida, Malpighiales, Euphorbiaceae. The record is from RefSeq and is a predicted model, not a curated record. Gene Ontology annotation, molecular function: ubiquitin-protein transferase activity.